Molecule: messenger RNA, 865 nt
Organism: Monomorium pharaonis (pharaoh ant)
Lineage: Eukaryota; Metazoa; Arthropoda; Insecta; Hymenoptera; Formicidae
Product: glutathione S-transferase 1-like
Exons: 6
Coding region: 82-738 (218 amino acids)
Biological process (GO): glutathione metabolic process
Molecular function (GO): glutathione transferase activity
Source: RefSeq, a predicted model, not a curated record
UUAGACCCUCAGCAAGAUCGCAUAGAGUUUUGUCGUUCGCCACUGGCUCCCAAUCUCGUAACGAUACAUUGAGAUUUCAAGAUGCCCAUCGAUCUUUACCAAGUUUCCCAAAGUGCGCCAUGUCGGGCCGUGCGCUUAGUAGCGGCAGCCGUGGGAGUGGAUAUAAACCUGAAGCAUGUUGACCUCACGACCGGCGAACAACUAAAACCCGAAUUUAUUAAAAUGAAUCCACAACACACAGUACCUACUCUUGAUGAUAACGGCCUAUAUCUGUGGGAAAGCCGCGCAAUUAUGACUUACCUGGUUAAUCAAUAUGGCAAAAAUGAUUCUCUCUAUCCAAAAGACCCCAAAAAACGAGCCGUGGUUGAUCAGAGACUAUACUUCGACAUGGGAUCUCUAUUUCAAGCGUUUUCUGAUUAUUACUGUCGAUUGAUCUUUACCAAUGUCAUUCCGGAGCAAGCAAAAUAUGAUAAAUUAAACAAUAUCUUGUCUAUCUUGGACAAAUUCCUAGAAGGGGAAAAUUAUGUGGCAGGAAAAACUCUAACUGUUGCUGAUCUUGCCAUAGUUGUCACCAUUUCUAGCUACAAGAUUUUGGACCAUGAUUUAAGUAAAUAUAGCAACAUUAAUAGGUGGUUUGCCAGGAUCCAAGCCGAAGCUCCUAAAUAUAAUGAAAUUGAAAUUGAAAACGGUAUGAAGGAAUUUAAAAUUUUUAUUGACAACGCUAAAAAGAAGAAGUAAUUUUGUAGCAUAGAUUUAACAAUUGUAUGCAUUGUUUUAAUAUUGUCACAUUCAUUUGUCUUGCAAUAUUUUUGUAUGUCGUACAAUUCAACUUUGCAAUUAGCAAAUAAAUUAUGAUUAUUAUGAA